Gambusia affinis (western mosquitofish) is the source of this 4819-nucleotide messenger RNA. Its product is annotated as NACHT domain- and WD repeat-containing protein 1-like. Gene Ontology annotation, molecular function: ATP hydrolysis activity; protein binding. The record is from RefSeq and is a predicted model, not a curated record. The transcript is spliced from 16 exons. Bases 99 to 4769 code for a protein of 1556 amino acids. NCBI's taxonomy places the organism in Eukaryota, Metazoa, Chordata, Actinopteri, Cyprinodontiformes, Poeciliidae.
UUCUCCAGGCUCUCGUUGGUAGAACCCCAGCCGGUGCUCUUCCUGUAAUCUCCUGUAAUCUCCUGUAAUCUCCUGCCGGUGAAAUAUUGUGCGGCUGAAUGCCAGUGAAGUUUCUGUUUGUCCAGAAAAUGACGCUGCACCAGGUUCUUUACGCCUCGGCUGUUUGUUCUUUCAUGUUCUGCAUCUGUACAUGUGAUCACGUUUGCUUUGCUUCUCCUCAUGUCCGGGUGCCGAAGGGCCUGCUGGGGAACCGGUACGGUCACCGACCUCUUCCUCGUCUCAUCCCAGAAAAGCAGUUUGAGGUUCUUCUGUCCAAGCUGUCCAAGAACCCAGAAGGUGUUCAGCAACUGCAAGAGUGGUUUCAGAAGGACAACAACUCCGUGCCACCCACCUACGUUCUCCAGCCAAUCACUGCACGAUUCCCACACUACAAUGACCUCCGACCUGAGGUGGCAAAGCUCCAUGACGACAACCUUCUGUCCUGGCGCGUCACAGAGAGUCGGCUGCUGCAGCUGCUACGUUCUGCAGCCACUGAGGCUGAGGCGGCUGGAGACAUCACGGCCGAGCAGAAGCGGCUCUUCUACUCAUCAGUCACAGAACGGGCGCUGGAGGAGGGCGUCUGGCAAACGUCCGCCUUGCUCUUCGUCCGGGAGAUUCCUCAGCAAAGGAUGAAGGACAGAGCCAAACGUCUGGCCAAGUUCAUGGACCUCACUGCGGACGGGCUGCUGGACGCUGAAGCUCAGGAGUUGCUCACCGGCCUGAAGUCACGGCUGUACGCCACGUCCAAGAAGAUCCUCAACCUGCACUGUGUGGAGCUGAACAGAGGAAGCAUCGACCCAAAACGCAAGGAACACGCCGAGUACCUGGACAGCAUCUGCCAGCAGUUCAUCUCCCAGAUGACGACCCGGAUCAGCGAGGCGGUCAAACUGGCGGGAGAGGACAAGAGGAAGAUCUGGGGAAGCACAGAGGAGGAUGAGGAGAUUGACUGGGUGGUCGAAGAGGCAAGGCAGCACACCGUCAUGGCUGCCGACUUGAGCAAGAGUCUCCAGGGCAGAGAUGGGCUUCUGGGGAAGAUCUGCCUCGCCAUGUGGGAGUCCACCCCGGUCCACCACGGUCCGCUGGUGGUUCACGGCGCUGCUGGGAUGGGGAAGACCAUUCUGCUGUGCAAACUGGCACAGGAGAUGCAGGGGGUCCUGGAGGCCAAGGCGGUGCUGGUUAUUAGGCUGCUGGCCGCCAAUCAUCCACAGAGACCAAGCAUCAACCAUGUCCUCCACAGCGUCUGCCUCCAGGUGUGUCUGGCGUGUGGCCUGGCUCCGCCCCCCCUGCUGUCAGUCAGCUCUCACCUGGAGCUGCAGCGGCUCUUCCAGAACAUGCUGGAGGAGGUUUCUCAGCAGGGGACCUCUCUGCUCCUCAUCCUGGACUCCCUGGAGCAGCUGGCAGACCAACAUCAGGCUCACCAGUUGCGCUGGCUGCCCACUGACGUGCCUCCAAAUGUCCACCUGCUGGUCUCCAUGGAAACCACCAGCGAGGUGUUCGCCAGCAUGCGGCUGAGGCUGGGCGCUGCAGGAAACGUCUUUGAGGUGGAGCGUCUGUCUCGUGACGAAGGGCAGCAGAUCAUGGAGUCCCAUCUGCAGGCGGCUCAGCGAACUUUGACCCGGGAGCAGAAGGACGCCGUGCUGCAGAGCUUCCACGCCUCCGGCUCUCCUCUCCACCUUCAGCUCAUCCUGUCUGCUGCCAAGCACUGGACCUCCUUCACUCCGCCAACAGAGCUGCUGCUGGGUUCCAGCUCAGAGGAAGUGAUGUCACAGCUCCUCCUGAAGCUUGAGGAGAAACAUGGGAAGGAGCUGGUGGGCGGGGCCUUGGGAUGCAUCGUGUUGGCAAGGAGGGGCCUGAUGGAGGCGGAACUGCGUGAUGUUAUGUCAUUGGACGAUGAUGUAAUCAGUGAGGUAUACAGGUAUUCCCUGCCUCCAACACCUUCGUUAAUCCGGUUUCCACCCGUCCUGUGGGCGCGGCUCAAGUGGGACCUGCGGGACCAGCUGGAGGUCCAGUGGACCGACGGAGUCGUCAUGCUGGCCUUCAGCAGCCGGCUUCUCUCAGAGGUAGUCAAAGCCCGCUAUCUGACGCCAGAGCGACGGGGGCGGAUCCACAGGAUCCUGGCGGAGUAUUUCCUGGGUCGCUGGUCUGGAAGACUGAAGCCGGUGGCUCUUCCGGGUCUGACGCUGCUGCUGUCCGACAGGAAGGUCCCGCCCCAGCCGCUGUGGUUUGCUCCUGGAUUGGCGAACGUCCGGAAGCUCCAGGAGUUGCCGUAUCACUUGCUGCAUGCCGGCCUGUGGGAGGAGCUACGGCAGGAAGUAGUAGGCAGCGCCGAGUGGCUCUACUGUCAGAGCCGGGUCUGUGGGGUGUCCAGUCUGAUCAGCGACCUGGACCAGUGCUCCCAGUACAUGGACUGCUGUGAAACUGGACUGGUCCGUGAGGCUCUUGUCCUGAUGAAGCCCAGCCUGGACACCCUGUCAGGCCACAUGGACCGGUCUGUGUUUUUCUCUGAGCUGCUGGCCCGACUCUCCUCCCUGGCCUCCACCUUCCGCACCGUGAUUGGUCAGCUCUGCAGCCAGUGCGACGAUUGGCUCCAAACGUGUCCGGAGCCGGUUCUGAUCCCGAGGAGCAGCUUCCUGCAGCAGCCAGGGGGGGCGCUGCAGCACACGCUGACUGCGCCCCACGGAGGUGUGCUCUGCGUGGCCGUGGGCGCGGCGCUGCGGCUGCUGGUCACCGGGUCGGCCGGCGGCGUGGUGGCGGUCUGGAGCCUCCAGGACAAACAUCUCCUGCAGGUUCUGCAGGGACCGUCAGCGGCCAUCUUGUCGGUAAAGAUCAUCGAAAGCUCCGCCCACUGCCUCUCAUUGGCUGCAGACGGCUCCCUGAGGAGGUGGAGCUUAAGGAGCGGCCAGCAGCUGUUCUGCAUCCAGGAGGCGGGGCCUGUUGGCUCCACCCCUUCUCUGGCUCGCCUGCAGGUGUCAGAGCAGCUGCUGUUUGUCCACACCUGGAUGCAGGUGAAGGUCUGGAAGUCGGACGGAACCGAGAUCCACAGUGAGGACGUCUCGUUGGUUUUGGGGGUUCUGGGAGAUGUUGUGGUUUUUCUGCAUGACCUGGACCGGGUCAGAAUCUUUGACCCGGUUACUGGGAGCCAGACGAUGGUGCGGCUGACCCGGAGCCUGACUCCAGUGAUUUCAGUGAGCUCACCUAAACGUGGGUCAAUAUUUGUGGUGUCAGAAGACGGGUUCCUGCAUCGGAUCUCCAGGUCAGGGCAGCAAACCGUCACAGAGUUUCCUCGGCGUCCGUCUCUUCUCUCAGCUUCAGAGGACGAGAAGAUCCUGAUAGCAGGAUGGGAGCGGACUCUCAGCCUGUUUCGCGUCUGCAGCGACUCUGUGGACGGAUUCCUGGAGCUGCAGCACGACGACGAGGUUUUAUCGGCCUGCGUGUCGCCGGACUGCCGCGUCGUCGUCACCGGAGCGGCGGAUCAGCUGAUCCGAGUCUGGUCGGUGACCACCGGCCGCCUGCUGGACUCUCUGUGCGGCUGCGGCGCUCCGGUCACCUCCCUGCUGCUCUCUGACCACUCGGUGGUCUCCGCCUCCUCGGCGGCGGAUUCCGUCCAGCUGUGGAGUCUGACCUACGACCCCGACCACAAGCCCCUCCCCCACAUCCCAUCAGGCUCCGCCCACUCAGCUGUCACCAGUGACGGCGAUCAGGUGUUCUACGUGCGCCACCAGAACCAGAGGGAAGUGCUGCGCUGGAGCAACCGGACAGGUUCCGUGUCGGAGCGCCUGCCAGUGUCUGCGGAGGUCAGCUGCCUGGAGCUGGCGCAGCAGAAGCGCCUCCUGCUGUGCGGCCUGCGUAGCGGCACCGUGCUGAUCUACCCGCUGGCGUGGCCCCAGGAGACGCUGUGCAUCCCGCCCCCGGAGGGCCUGGCCCCGGUGCUCUGCCUGGCCCUGGGCUCCCAGGAGAGCCUGCUGGCCGUCGCCCACCGGGACUCGCUGCGCCUGUUCCGGGUCGCCAGCAGAGACGGUUUCCCCGCUGUGGAGGGGCCCCUGGCGACGGCCCUUCUGUCGCCGCUCCACGCCCCCCCAUCCCACAUGGCGCUGCUGCCCGACCGCCGGCUGCUGUACGGGACGGCCGGCGGCGAGGUGAAGCUGCACGACUUUGGCGUCGGCGUCAGCACCGACCUGCAGCCUCACAGCUCCGGGGUCACCUGCGUCACGGCCAGCAACCGGGGGACGCACGCCCUGGUGGGCUCCCAGGACGCCACGCUGCAGCUGUGGGCCCUGGAUCCGCUGGCUCUGGACCACACCAUGGAGUACCAGGGCCUUUUCUUCCAGGCCGUCCUCUGCGCCGCCUUCGCCGACAGCGACCGCUUCGUCUUCACUGGAUCUCAGGACCGAACCGUGAAAGUCUGGGACGUCGCUUCAGGGAAGCUGCUGUGUGUCCAGUUCGUCUACUCGCCGGUCGUCCGCAUGCUGACCUUCAGGAACGGCUUCGUGGGCCUGACCCUGCAGGGCCGCGUCGUCCAGGAGGCCUUCAGGUGUCCGGACCGGGUCGAGCCGGACCACAACCCUCUGAGGAACAUCAAGGCCCGGUACCGGGUCACCUCCAGGGAGAAGGCCGGGGCCGGCCGGCGGACCUGCAGCUCCGACCUGCAGGACUUCAACCCGGCCCAGAUCAGCCUGGACCUACUGAGCAUGCUCAGAAGCAGGCCGUCCUCCGCCUGCAUCCUGCUGUAGGAGCCUGCAGAUGCUGCUACUGCCAGAUCUGCAGACUUCUGCUCACCUUC